Pteronotus mesoamericanus is the source of this 4768-nucleotide messenger RNA. It is a transcript of the gene ELAVL1, whose product is annotated as ELAV like RNA binding protein 1. Lineage: Eukaryota; Metazoa; Chordata; Mammalia; Chiroptera; Mormoopidae. Bases 195 to 1175 code for a protein of 326 amino acids. Gene Ontology annotation, molecular function: RNA binding. The record is from RefSeq and is a predicted model, not a curated record. Gene Ontology annotation, cellular component: ribonucleoprotein complex. The transcript is spliced from 6 exons.
GGGCCGCGGGCCGGAGCGGGUCGUGCGCGCCGAGGAGGAGCUGCCGCCGCCGCCACCGCCUCCGUCGCUGUAGCUGUUGCCGCCGCCACCGCUACCGAGGCCGAGCGGAGCCGUUAGCACCGCACCGCCGCCGCUCGCCCGCCUCGGAGCAGCCCCGGGCCCGUCCGCCCGCGUCCAGAUUUUUAAACAAUACAAUGUCUAAUGGUUAUGAAGACCACAUGGCCGAAGACUGCAGGGAUGACAUCGGGAGAACGAACUUAAUCGUCAACUACCUCCCUCAGAACAUGACCCAGGAUGAGCUGCGAAGUCUCUUCAGCAGUAUCGGUGAGGUGGAAUCUGCAAAACUCAUUCGGGAUAAAGUCGCAGGACACAGCCUGGGCUACGGCUUCGUGAACUACGUGACCGCAAAGGACGCGGAGAGAGCAGUGAACACGCUGAACGGCCUGCGGCUCCAGUCCAAAACCAUUAAGGUGUCAUAUGCUCGCCCGAGCUCAGAGGUCAUCAAAGAUGCCAACUUGUACAUCAGCGGGCUCCCCAGGAACAUGACCCAGAAGGAUGUGGAGGACAUGUUCUCUCGGUUCGGGCGGAUCAUCAACUCCCGGGUCCUUGUGGACCAGACGACAGGUUUGUCCAGAGGGGUUGCGUUUAUCCGGUUUGACAAACGUUCGGAAGCAGAAGAGGCAAUUACCAGUUUCAAUGGUCAUAAACCCCCAGGUUCCUCCGAGCCCAUUACAGUGAAGUUCGCGGCCAACCCCAACCAGAACAAAAAUAUGGCCCUGCUCUCCCAGCUGUACCACUCGCCAGCUAGACGGUUCGGAGGCCCUGUGCACCACCAGGCACAGAGAUUCAGGUUCUCCCCUAUGGGUGUAGAUCACAUGAGUGGGCUUUCUGGUGUCAAUGUCCCAGGCAACGCGUCUUCGGGCUGGUGCAUCUUCAUCUACAACCUUGGUCAAGAUGCUGAUGAGGGAAUCCUCUGGCAGAUGUUUGGCCCCUUUGGCGCAGUCACCAAUGUGAAAGUGAUUCGCGACUUCAACACCAACAAGUGCAAAGGCUUUGGUUUUGUGACCAUGACAAACUAUGAAGAAGCCGCGAUGGCCAUAGCAAGCCUGAACGGCUACCGCCUGGGGGACAAAAUAUUACAGGUUUCCUUCAAAACCAACAAGUCCCACAAAUAACUCACUCAUGCUUUUUUUGUACGGAAUAGAUAAUUCAGAGUGAAGAAGUUGAAACUUUUUUGUUAGUGUACAACUCAUUUUGCGCCAAUUUUCACAAGUGUUUGUCUUAGUCUAAAUGAGAAGUGAAAAGGUUUUUAUACUCUGAGAUGCAACCAACAUGUUCAAAUGUUUGAAAUCCCACAAUGGUAGACCAACUUUAAGUUUCUUAAGUUAUUUCCUUUAAAAUAUAUAUUAAACAGACAUCUGAGUCGCCUGCGUUGACCCCCCAGUCCCUCGGGAUGCGGUGAAACUGAAGCAUGCUUUAACUCCUGAGACUGUCUGACACCCCUUUCACUCGGUGUCUCCGCAAACUGGAUAAAACAAAGUAACGGCCUUUGAGUUUUCAUUUUUAAUCUAAAAAUGUUAGACAGAUGCUGAGUGUGCGUUUUCUCAACUGCUUCAACAUUUUAAGCGAUUCCUGCUUUGGUUGACACGAAAUUGCUUCCCCAAGCAGGUCCCAUUGCCACCUCCUCUUCACUCAGCCCCGGGCUCUGCCGAGUGGUCCUGGCAUUGGCCUUGGGCCCAUCUGUCGCGGGCUGCCACCGGGGAGGGGGCCGCUCGCCAGGCCAGACCCUCCAGGGGAGGACACGGUGUUUCCUAAGGCCAGGCAUCAGUGGGAACGGACCAAAGAGUUUCAGGGAAACUCCAUAUAUUCCCGAGUCAGACCUAAGCCCAGGCACGCGGAAGAGGUGUUGCUGCUCGGACACCCUGAGCCCCUGCCCACACGCUGCAUGCACGGUGCCCCACACGUCGGAUGUUGUCGUUCGCAGCCAUCUCUCCAGGUUCCAAGAGCAUUUACCAUAGCUCGAAUGCAUAAGAUAGCUCUAUUUUUAAUAACACAAACAUUUGAGCAUUGUAUUUCUCGCAUCCCUUCUCGUGAGUGCUAGACUUCUCUGUUUUAGUCGGAUUUUGUUUUGAAACUUUGCUUUCAUAUGAACACUCAGCAGAAAAGUACUUACUUCUUGCCAAUUAUCUAUUAACAGAAAAAACCCCUUUGAUUUGUAGUUUAAAAGAUUAACCCUCAAAGUUCUCUUCAUAAUUGCUUUGACAUUUUGGGUUGUUCUGUUCUGUUAAUUUUCUUUUGCUUUUUUGUGUUUUUUGUUUUUACUUUUGCAUUUAAGACCAUUAAAUUUGAUUUUGUUUUGCUCAAAUUUUGUUUUGUUUUUUAUUUUACCUUUUCUUUCUUUUUGGCUAGGUGAGGCACAGACAGCCUAGCAUUCAGGGAGGACGUAUAAGAUCUUAAGAAACAAAUACUUGCCUCAAGACAAAGCAUUUACAGCUCUGUGAUGUCGGGAUGUGCGGUCACAGAUGGUGUUUUUCACAACGGGGAGCCAGCCGGGAGAGUGUGAGAGGGCCUGAGAAGUGGCCGGGGCCAGGGCUCCAGGCAACUCCUAAGGAGCAUGAUCCGAUUUUUAUAAAUAACUAGUGUACAGAGAGAAUAAAAAGCAAGAUAACUUAGUACCAGCAGUUUUUAACUUGACAUGAGACUAAAACAUAAUGAUCGGCUGUUUUUUAGUUAUCAAGAUCAUGGAAUUGCAGCAGCAUUUAUUUGUCUGUCUGUCUGUCUGUUUAUUUAUUUAUUUAUUUAUUUAUUUAUUUAAGUGGGUGGGGCAGGUCGGUGUUCUGAGAAGCCCUUGAUAAGUUGAAGGCUGUCUGUCCCCGCCCUGUCACCCCCAUGCCCUGUGGAGGGCUGCUAGCCACCUGCAUCAUCCUUCCCACAUGUGAGAAGGUGCCGUGUUCUUUUCCCACUAAAGGCCAAGUUCAUGCCUUGGGGCCUUGUCUUACAAGUUGGCCUGUGCCACAGAGGGCCGCCUCCCUCCAGCACAAUCUAGGUCCUAAGUCAGAGGCAGCUGGCAUGCCUCCUCCUAGAGCCCAGAACACAAGGAGGGUCCCCGCUCUGUUGCCCCAGAGUGCUCCUCACCCUAGGACUGGGAUGUUUUUCUGGAAAGUAUGCCUUUCCGGCUGUGUGACCGUGGGCCAGCAGCCUCUCAGAGGUGAGAGUCCCAGUUCUGAAACUGACCCUCCAACCUCCUUGUGGACCCAUGUCCCUGGCGGCCUCGCAGCUGGCGCCCCAGCCUCCCCCAACCCCUUCCCACCAUUUGGACCCGAUUGAUGGUUCUGAUGCUGGCCCAGGUGAGAAGGAGAUGUGAAGUGCUGUGAGCCUUUGAAAGCUGCCUGAAGUUGCUCAGGUCAGUAGAAUUCUCACAUUACGUAGUCACCCCGCCUUCUGGCCAAAACCCCAGUGGGUUUCUUGGGAGUUUGGAUGUGCAGGUAUGUGGCAGGAUUCUGCUUUUGACAUGUUUCUCCUAAAAAGCAGUUGACACUCCUGCCUGGGUGCCGGGUCCUUGCUCUGUGUCCAUGAAGUUCAUUUCAUCUCCUCCAAGCUUGUUUGCAAAAGGAGAAUCCUUUUUUUAAAGUCACAGUCUAAAAGAAAUCUUUUAAAAAGCUUUGCAUGGAUCGAUCAUAUUUGUAUUUCACAAAAUGAGUGCUCUUAUUUGGGAAUUCAGUGAAAAGGAAUUAAGAGUAGGUAAAGUUAAUUUAUCAGAAGUUUAGUUUGGUACAUAAAUACCAGGGCUUUGAUUGAAUUCUCUUGGCCUGUGUAACUCACCCUAACAGUUGUAGGCUAAGCAGCUCUGAACUUGUGAACCUGGUUCCAGUUCAGUUACCUGUUUUUCACCCUUGGCUCUGUCCCUUAGUGUUCACUGUAAUGUGCUAGGCUGUGAUUUUCUGCACUGGCUGUGCCUCUCAUCAGCAGAUGGUGCUGGGUGAGCUCCGCCUUCCUUGAUCAGAGGGUUAGCCUUUCCCUUGUCCAAGAGCUGCCUUAACCUUUGAGAGCGUGCCCUAGGUGUCAGUGCGGGGCACCGGGUCCCAGUGCUGCGCCAGGCUGCCGUGGAAGCGGCCCCUCGAAGCGGGCAGCUGAGAGGGCCCCGCUGGCUCAGACAAGCAGAGGAAUCUCCUGAGACCGUGACAGGCACCACCUUAUUCCAGGGUCCUCCACACGGGGGCCGUUGCCGGGCCUGAGUCCGCUGUCGGUCUUGAAAAUCAAAGUUAGCGUUACCCGGCUGUCCUAUUUCAUAUCCAAUUCAGCCUCAUUGUAUUUUCCUCUGCUUCUUGCAGCCUUCCUGGGUUGGGUGAAAGAGUGAGAAUAAGCUGCCCCGCUCCCGCCCCAGCCCUGCACCUGCACUUCUCCCACCGUCCCAGGGCUAGGGCCCCGCUCUCCCUCCCAUUCAUCAGACCCCCCAGGCCGGCCACACCUGAGGCCACCAGUGCUUUCUGCUGCGUGGCCUUGGUGACGGACCCCUGGUGACGACGGCGGCAGCGCCCGGGCCCCAGAUCUUCCGCAGGGUUGAAGGUUCUAAACCUUUUGAUGCGCCUCUGACUUCUGAUGAUUGUAGUGUCUACUUUUCCACAACCUUUUGGUGACAUAGUCCAGUUUUCUGCUUAGUCAUUUUUAAAAAAGAAAACACUUGUAAGUCACUGCCAGGCCCUGUCUUAGGCAAGCCGAUGGCCUGAGCCGUGAUGCUGAGAGGGCUGCGUCGCACCUCCCCCUCUCC